GGAUCACUUGACGAUGACCUGCUCUGUUCAUUCCCUCUGGGGCACCUGGCAGACAGGAUACUGGGCUAGGUGGACCUUUGGUCUGACCCAGUAUGGAAGUUCUUAUGUUUUUAUGAUCCCUUUCCAGCUGGGUCUAAUAAUUGAACAGGGCCAUAUGAUCAGCUGGGAGGGUAGCUGAUCUGUCACCAGACCUUGAUGCCCCCUACAGGGCCAGCCAGCCUGUGACAGGAUCUGGCUCUUGAGUUUUACACCUUUGGGGAGAGCGAUACCGUUACCUCCUUGUCUGUAAGUGGGCAUAGGGGCCCCCACUACCCUGAAGCUCAGGCUGGUGGUGGUGCUACUGUGCUGGCAAAAAGCAGGGGAUCGCUCUUUUGAGCAGCUUUGAUGCAGCCCUUUUCCCUGGGAAAUGCUUUUGCCAACAAUUGCUGAAUUGCAGCUGCCUCUGGGGUGGGGCACAGCAGCUGUUAACAGCCACACAGAAGUUCAGGCCCUGAUCCACGGAGGUAUUUAGCCCAAUCCAGCUGCAGCUCUGUGGGGUGGGGGGUGUAUUUAGGGAGGCAGGAUAAUUACUCUAGCUGGCAUUGGCACUGCAUCUGAGGGCCUUCUGCUGGGGCUAGGGACAUGGAGCCCAGUGUAUGUACCUGACCCCUGGACUCUGAUUAUAAAUGGAGACUGGGCUUUAUGAGGAAGGCUCUGGGCUGGGAACGGGCCUUGGAGCUGUGUGCUUCCAGAUGGGGGCCCUGGGCACUGAAAUUGCUGCCCAGCUCCCAGCAGGCUCUGAGCAGGCAAGAGUCACUGAUAUAGAACCCAGCAGGAUACGCUGGGCUCGGGGCUGAGCACCAGCCUGCAGGCCAGGGGCCACGGUGGGGAGAAGGGCCCAUGGGGGCUGAGUCUCAGGGUGGGGGCAGGAUCAGAGCGGGGCGCCGGGGAGCGCCACCCUCCUUCCCUGCGCUCCUUUUGCUUCCUCUGGCCGUUGACAGCGUCUCGGCCCCAUCCCACGCGCGGAGCCAGCCAAGUCCUUCCCACCUGUGCUGGGCCCUGGGGGAGGGCCGGCUGGGCUCACAGGCACGCUCCAGGUGCUGGAAGAAGGACCACUGGAUGGAUGGGGCGACCAUGCAUCCCCGGGCCCCCCGCCUGCUUCGGGGGCUGUGCCUCUGGCUGAGCCUGGGGCUGCCGGGCACCCUGAGCUGGAACCGGAGCUGCAUCUUCUAUGAGCACCCCCACAACCUGCAGGGCUCCAUGCGGCACCGGGGGCAUGUCCUGGGGGGCGCCGAGAGCAGCACCAUCCUCUGCAACUCCAGCCAGUGCUGCUUUGGGAUCUGGAACCAAAGCCACGGCAGGCUCCAGGCAGUGAUGCAAGGUUGCUGGGGCAGCGACCGAGAUGGCUGCGACUCCCCAGCCUGCAAAACCAGCCCCAUCCACACCAUGGGGGCCAUCCUUCAGCGCUGUCUGUGCCACUCCGACCUCUGCAAUGCCAACGUCAGCUGGCUUGGGGCCCCUGCAGCGCCGCAAGCCUCGGCUGGGUCUGCUCCGACGGGCACCAUCUGGAUCGCCGUGGCCUGCCCGCUGCUGCUCUUCCUCGGCUGUCUGGCCUUCCUAGUGCUGAGAAAGGUGAAGGUCUGUGCAGUGCUGCUGCGCCAGGAGGAGAGCAGGGAGCUGACCAAAGUCACCAUGGACCCCCAUUCCAGCCGUGAGAGGGAACCUCCCAGCCAGGAGCUGCCAGCGCUCCAGUUCCUCCAGGUGCUCCAGGACGGGCGCUUCUCCGUGGUGUGGCAGGGCACCCUGCACCAGACACCCGUCGCAAUCAAGGCCUUCCCCGACGCCUGCUUCCAGCACUUUGCGGCCGAAUGGUCCAUGCACAGCCUGCCCCUGAUGAACCACGAGAACGUGGCCCGGCUCCUGGCGGCUGGGCGAGGAGGGGUGCGUGGGGAUCAGGGGAGCCUGCUGGUGCUGCAGCUCUACCCGGCGGGCUCCCUGAGACUCUUCCUGAGCCAGCAUGUCAGCGCCUGGGACGGCACCGUCAGACUGGCCCUGUCGCUGGCCCGGGGGCUGGCCUUCCUGCACGAGGAGCUCUGGCACAACGGCCUGCACAAACCCAGCGUGGCGCACCGGGACCUGAGCAGCCAGAAUGUGCUGGUGCGGGAGGACCGGAGCUGCGCCAUCGGGGACUUCGGCCUGGCCACGGCGCUGCCCGCGCACCUGGAGCGAUGGGGCGGGGGCCGCAUGGAAGCUGCUGUCAGGAAGGCAGGGACCCAGCGGUACAUGGCCCCUGAGAUCCUGGACGACAGCCUGGACCUGCAGGAUUGGGGCCGCGCGCUGAAGCAGGCCGACAUCUACUCCCUGGCCCUGGUGCUCUGGGAGAUCCUGACGAGAUGCUCGAUGCUCUCCCCAGGCUGCGGGGUCCCUCCCUUCCAGCUGGCCUACGAGGCAGAGCUGGGCGGCAGUCCCACGUAUGGGGAGCUGAGGAGACUGGCCGUGGAGGAGAGGAGGAGGCCAUCCAUCCCCGAAUCCUGGAAGAGGACAGGCCAGGUCUUCAUCUGCCUGCGGGAGCUGCUGGAGGACUGCUGGGACCCCGACCCCGAGGCCCGGCUGACGGCCGAGUGCGCCCGCCAGCGGCUCCAGACCCUGGGAGCCGAGUUGCCGGCGGGGAUGUGCUGAGCUGGCAAGGGGUGCUGCCCCCCUGUCCUUACCCGGCACUGGGCCACGGUGCCUGGGAAUGCUCCUUAGGCCUCUGGUUGGCGCUGAUGGAGGGAGAGGAUCUCUGGGGGCAGGGAUGGCGCCAUGCCCGUAUCACCCCAGCUAUUACCUGUGCUGGAUAUAAACAGGGCUGACCUGUGCCCUGCUGCUGCAUGGCCUCAAGCUGCCCGGCCGACCACCGCCACCUGGGCCAGAUUCGAACUUUACACUCUGCUCCCAUGGGCCCCGGGAGGCAGGGAAUACCCAUAAUGCAGUGUGCUUUGGCCAUGCCCCCAGGCUGGGAGCACAGCCCUCCCACGGUCAUGCCAGCCCCACGUGGAAGGGUAGGUGUGCAGCCCUCAAGUUACCCCCAUCCCCUUCAUGGACAUGCAUCCCAUUAUAUCUUACCCCCUCCCGAUGGGCAUGCACCUCUUCUCCCCCUGCAGGCAUACAGACCAGACACACACCCUCCUCCAAGACACAUAUACACACAGGGCAUAUGCCAUCAGCCACUGAUGGGCAUACACCCCACCCACACACACAGGUAUACACUUUCCAUGCACACUGUCCUAGCCCUUCCUGGGCUGUGACAUUUCAGGGGCUGUUGCUCACAAACUGCCUGGCUCUGGGCUAUGUUGUUUACACGCUGGAAGCAGGACCAAAUGCUCCCUGCCUCAAAGAGUUCACAGUAACAGCCAGUAUGUGUGAGGGGAAACUGAGGCACUGAGUGGCAAAGUGAUUUGCCGAAGGUCACCCAGCAGAGCCAGGAAUAGAACCUGGGUCUCCUGAGUCCCAGUCCGGUGCACUAACCACUAGCCCACACUGUCCCUCAAAGCUCUUAAUGGGGGGUGCAGAUCUUGGCCAUUGGGAGCUGGGCGGGGGCCAAAUAGUGGCAUUGGGAUGUCAGAUUCAGACUCUACUAUUCCCCGCAGACCUUAGAGUGGUUUGAGACCGGCUACCGCCUGGGAACGCCAGAUGGCUUGCGAUGGUACCACCUGUCAGGUGCCUCCUCUAGGAGACCAUGGGGCACCAUGAGCACCCCCUGCCCAGCUGUCACCAGGCACUAAAGGGUUGGGCCUUUCUCCUUAUAUCUGGGAGUGGGUUAUGGAAGGGUCUUGCUCAGCAAGACCUUGGAGUUUAUGAUAAUACUCUGCACUCACAAAUCCCCCGUCUCCCUAAUUUCACAGCAGGGGAAACUGAGGCAUGGAGGGGGAGGGGACUCACCCAGGAAUAAAACCCAGCUCCCAGGCCUCUGUGCUCAGCACAGGGCAGCGCUGCCUGUCUGCUGGCCGAUGGUGCAAUGCCAGGUUUUGCUGACCCUCGGGGCUCUGUGCCAGCUGCCUCUCGACAGGGAGGGGCUGGGGGACACAGGCACCUGCCAGGGGUCACUCAGCUGGAGUGACAGUCCCAUGUUUGCCCCUGCGCCAGCUGCAGUGACUCUGGGAGCUGGGCUGAGGCCCACUGAGCUCCUCCUCCUGGCUACUAGUAAGGAUGUAGGAUGACCAUGGCUCCCCCAGCUCCACUGCUCCCUUGCAGGGUAGGGGGGGCUAGCCCAUUCCACCCCCAGGGGGCGCCCAGGAUGUGACAGGAGAGGGCCGCUGGGGGUGGCGGGGUCCAGAGGAAGGAGAGAGGGGGAGCCUGGCUCUUGGGGAAGAGGGGAUCAGGGGAGAAUACAAUAGAUGGGAGAAAGGUUGGGACAAACGGGGAAAUAAUGGUCUUGUGGCUAGUGCCCAGGACUCCUGGGUCCCAUUCCCAGAUCUGCCCCGACUCACUGUGAGAAUCUCCCGUCACCUCCCUGUUCCUCAACUCCCCCAUCUGGGGAUAACGAUAUUGACACGCACACGCCCCAGGGUUGGUGAAAGAGCCUUCAUUUAUUCUGCUUCACGGUGCAGAGAGAAUCGGGAAUCCCGCGGGCGCUCGGCCUGCAGAAAGGACACGUGAGGAGCAACACAGCCCUGCCCAGGCCGUCUCCGAGCCCCAGACGGGGCAGGCAAGCUGCUUGCUGGGGUAGUUUGACACUGAACGUUUGUACGAGGGGCCUGGCUGGAAAUAAAGCCUGAGUAAUACACGA
This is a messenger RNA of Chelonia mydas (Green sea turtle), 4747 nucleotides long. It is a transcript of the gene AMHR2, whose product is annotated as anti-Mullerian hormone receptor type 2. Gene Ontology annotation, molecular function: ATP binding; transforming growth factor beta receptor activity. The record is from RefSeq and is a predicted model, not a curated record. Bases 880 to 2658 code for a protein of 592 amino acids. Gene Ontology annotation, cellular component: signaling receptor complex; plasma membrane. NCBI's taxonomy places the organism in Eukaryota, Metazoa, Chordata, Testudines, Cheloniidae. Gene Ontology annotation, biological process: protein phosphorylation; BMP signaling pathway; cellular response to growth factor stimulus. The transcript has 11 exons.